This is a messenger RNA of Diutina rugosa, 648 nucleotides long. RefSeq lists its product as uncharacterized. NCBI's taxonomy places the organism in Eukaryota, Fungi, Ascomycota, Pichiomycetes, Serinales, Debaryomycetaceae. The coding region runs from base 1 to 648 and encodes 215 amino acids. The transcript has a single exon. The record is from RefSeq and is a predicted model, not a curated record.
AUGGACCAGGUGCCCUUCCGCCCGUCACGAGUGGACGCGCCCAUCGUCCACCGUAUUAAAGACUCCUUACCGACUGAGCAUGACCGUCGAUGCUUCAUGAAGUUUGUCAUGGACAGUGACGAGUACGACCUCAUUAAUCAAGCUGGGAUCGAGAGAAAUCACCAACAGUUUGAUCAGCGCAUGCUUGCGCUUAUCGAAACGCUUCCAGAACUGGAGGAAUACAUGAAAGAUAUGGGGCCGUAUGUGGUGGUGGACAACCGCAAAACAUACACCACACGUAUGGCUGACAUCGAGCGGGCAUUGAAUGAUGCGGUGGCCGAGGAUUUCUUGCCUGAGAACCGGGCGCUGUUGGAAAAUGAUGCCGAAACAGCCCGCCAAGCGGCUCUCAAAGAGCUCAUUCGGGGGUACAGAAGUUUCUUUCGUGCCCAUAUUCCCUUGACUGAGGAAAAUAAGGAGAGAUUUGAUGACAUUUUGGAUGCUUACGAGUUCUUCGUGUCUGUUUCGGCGUAUCGCUUCCGGGUGGAGUUGACGGAACUUCUUCGGCAGGCAUUCAACUGCGACGCCACGUUGGGGCUCUAUUAUGGGCAGAACUACUGGUUUUACGUCCACGCUGAUGACGGUACGAAAACAGUGUUCAUUUCCCUUUAG